Molecule: messenger RNA, 1566 nt
Organism: Hibiscus syriacus
Lineage: Eukaryota; Viridiplantae; Streptophyta; Magnoliopsida; Malvales; Malvaceae
Product: vegetative cell wall protein gp1-like
Exons: 1
Coding region: 75-1316 (413 amino acids)
Source: RefSeq, a predicted model, not a curated record
UCAUCUGUGUGUAUCCGUUCUUUCCUCAUUUCUAGUUCGUUUCGUUUGUCAUCUUUUUUCAACCUCUCUCAAUUAUGUCGAACCAACAAGCCCCAACUCGUCCAUGGUUUCGUUUAGCAUCCAUUUCAAGGCCCACACCCCAAGCACCUACUCCAACACCUGAACCAGCUCCAGCCCUGCCGCGAUCGACCACUAUUCGACCUGCAUUCCGACCUACAGGUGGUGCUUCCUCCGUUCCACCAUCGCCUGUGUCUGUUGGUAGAGGAUCUCAGCCGUCUUCCCCUUCGGAUAAAAAACCUACGACUGAAGUUAGUUCCACAACUGCUUCCGUGCCUAAUUCCCCGGUGCAAACGCCUCCAACCGUAUCGAGGUCGCCUGCUUUUCCUCCGAAACCGGCGAAGACUUCGUCAUUGCAAUCUUCUCCAGCCAAGUCAGUGGCAACUACUGUCUCUGUUCCAUCUUCUCCAGCGAAGCCAGUGGGAAAUACUACUGCCUCGGUUCCGACUUCACCAGCCAAGACAGCCUCAACUACAACAUCGCUGACUAACUUUCCGAAGACGGCCACCUUUACGACCGCUACGAAUCGUGUGGCUAGCCCUCAAGCAUCGGUACCUACAACGAAACCAGCCAUGCAAUCUCCAGUUCAAUCACCAAAGAUCAAACCACCAACUGCUCCACCACCAUCUCCUUUAACUCUCCCUCCUCCCCAGAUGAGAGCUCAAGCUGAUCACGAACCGAAGAUCCCUGUCGAGGCAGAGCAAAAGACCGUGCUCGUUCAAAAGAUGAUCGACAAGCCCAAGGGGCUUUUCAGUGCGCCUCAAAAGGAUCUUGAGGACACUCGCUAUCCUAGCAUUCAUGGACAGAAAGAGCCGUCCAAGCAUGGUGAAACGAAGGAGAAAGGCAAUGGCAAGAAGCUCUCUUUGCCUUCGGAUUCGGAGGAUUCUGGUAUGAGGGUCAUAACAAUAGCUGGUGAGAACAAAGGUGCUUUCAUGGAGCUAAUCAAAUCACCCCACAGAAAUGGUUUCCAGAACAGUCCUCAUCGUCUCCAAAAGACGGCGACCGGCAGCAGCGACGAGUACCAUAGCUACAGCAGCAGCGGCGAGGAAGGUGAUCGCAAAACGAAGGGCAAGAACAUCGGAUCAAACACCAUGCCGAUGAAUGCAUUCAUGAACAGCAAUGUGCAAGGCGUUAACAACUCGAUCGUCUACAAUUCUUCUUGCACUCACCAUGACCCCGGUGUCCACCUUUCUCUCCAUAGAAAACCAACCGCUGGCGGAUUCCCUGUCAAGGAACGCAGCAAUGGCUACAACAGCUGAAGAAAAAAUAAAGAAUCAACUGGAUUUUAAUUGCUUUGGUUUGUUUUUAAUUAAAUUUAAGAAAACAAUACUUAUGUUUUUGAGAAUAAACAAUAAUAUGAGUGGUGGCUAAAGGGCACAUGGAUUCGGAUUCUUCAGCACCAUUCGUGGUGCCUGAUUGAAGACACUCCAUGUCCAGGCAUUUUAAUAAUGAGAAACCUUGAGAGUAUAUAUGCUAAAUUCCGAGUGUAAUAAAAGUGGAGCAUUUAAA